Phoenix dactylifera (date palm) is the source of this 1879-nucleotide messenger RNA. The record is from RefSeq and is a predicted model, not a curated record. NCBI's taxonomy places the organism in Eukaryota, Viridiplantae, Streptophyta, Magnoliopsida, Arecales, Arecaceae.
GGCCCGUUUCUCUUCCUCUCAAAAGGGGUGGCAAAUGCUAAUGACCUUUAAUUUGCGAGGACCAAAGAAUGGCAGUAGCCAAGGAAGCUAGAAAGCUCUCCUCUUCCUUAGCGAUGCUUUCUAUACUAUUUGUACUGCUGCUACCAACGUUCUCAUGUUCUUCUAUUGUGUCAGCUCUGAACACCAUCACCCACCUUCCAGGAUUUCAUGGAACCCUGCCCUUCCAUUUGGAAACCGGAUACGUGAAGGUGGAUGAAGUGAACGAUGCUCAGCUUUUCUACUACUUCAUAAAGUCUGAGAGGAAGCCGGAGGAGGAUCCUCUAAUAGUGUGGCUGACAGGCGGCCCGGGCUGCUCGGGGCUCUCAGCAUUGGUGUUUGAGAUUGGCCCUCUAAAAUUUGACGUUGCUGGUUACACUGAAGGCCUACCAACCUUGGUCUACAACCCAUAUACUUGGACUAAGUCUGAUCUCUCUCGCUCUCGCUCUCGCUCUCGCUCUCUCACUUUCUGAGGUUUGGUGGUUUUUCAGGUAUGCAACAUCAUCAUUCUCGAUUCGCCGGUCGGAACUGGAUUCUCCUAUUCGAGUGUGGGGAAAAGCUACGAGACAGGGGACACCAAAGCGGUCCGACAAGUCCACACUUUCCUUAGAAAGUGGUUUAUUGAUCACCCAGAGUUCCUCUCCAAUCCACUCUACAUUGGUGGAGAUUCGUAUUCUGGUAUUGUUGUGCCAGUUGCUGCUCAAGAAAUAGCAAAAGGUGAUCAAGAUGGAGAUAAACUUUCUUACAAUCACAAGGGUUAUCUGGUUGGCAACCCGAUAACAGAUGAGAAGUUUGAUAAAGGAGCGUUUGUCCCAUAUGCACAUGGGAUGGCAAUUAUAUCUGACGAACUUUAUGAGUCAACCAAGAAAAGUUGUGGAGGAGAAUAUACUAGUCCUAGAAAUGAACAAUGUGCAAACUAUCUGCAGUCUGUAAUUGAGUGUAUUGAGGGAAUAAACUUAUUCCAAAUUUUGGAGCCAGUGUGCUUUGACGUCGUGAGCUUAAAGCCCAGCAUGGUUGCAGCAUAUAGCAGGAGAUUGCUUAAAGAGGAUAUUGAAAAGUUUCCUUUGUUAAAAUCUGACCUUCCUUUGGAGUGUAGAAGUUCUGCAUACUUGCUUUCCUACUUCUGGAUAGACAAUGAUACUGUUAGAGAGGCUCUCAAUAUUCGUAAGGGGACAGUGCAACAUUGGCAGAGAUGCAACCAUGACCUACUUUAUACAUACGAUAUCCCAAGUUCUAUAAAGUUUCAUCUGAAUCUGACAAGCAGAGGUUACCGAGCGUUGGUAUACAGUGGUGAUCACGACAUGGGUGUAUCUUUUGUGGGCACGCAAGGAUGGAUUAGAUCUCUCAACUUCUCCAUCGUGGAUGACUGGCGGCCAUGGUCUGUAGAUGGGCAAGUCGCAGGGUUCACGAGGACUUACUCAAAUAACCUGACUUUUGCAACUGUGAAGGGUGCGGGACACACAGCUCCAGAAUACCGGCCAAAAGAGUGCUUGGCUAUGCUUCAAAGGUGGAUUUCUGGCGCCCCUCUGUAACAUGAUUAUCCUCCAUAAUUAACCCCAAAAUCAGCAGUAGCCUGAUUAUAAUCUGCGGGCUUGGGGUCAACUGAUUUUCUAUGGGACAAAAAGUACUUAUAAGGAGUCCCAGAAUUGGAAAGAAGAGCUACCAAGAUUCCAGAGUAAUUCAUCUUCAAAAUUGUGAACCCUUAUGCACACACCAGCUUCGUUGCAUCUUGAUUGUUUUUCCAAGGAAAGACUGCCAGUAGAAUGGGCAGAAUAGAAGAUUGCCAUUAUCCAACUAUUCAUUAUAAAAAUAAAAAAGCGUCCACUUCUUGGACUAUUGCUUC